Laccaria bicolor S238N-H82 is the source of this 696-nucleotide messenger RNA. RefSeq lists its product as uncharacterized. The record is from RefSeq and is a predicted model, not a curated record. The coding region runs from base 1 to 696 and encodes 231 amino acids. The transcript has 10 exons. NCBI's taxonomy places the organism in Eukaryota, Fungi, Basidiomycota, Agaricomycetes, Agaricales, Hydnangiaceae.
AUGGACGGCGUCGUCGGUGAUAUUCAGCACGCGAAUUUCCAAACAUACUUCCAAGUCGCGGUCACGGUUGCGGCUCUUUACGACCACCUCAUAACGUUGGACGUAGAGAGGAAAAAAUGGUCCGCUGUGAAUGUUUUCUUCAUAAUUAAUCGAUACUUCGGCGAAGCCCUUCCCCUCCGGAUGUUCGUUCAAAAUUUGCUUCACCCCUUAACUUCAAUGCUUACCGCCUCCUGUGCUUUUUCCCUUGUGUUUCAGGACUCAUGUAAGAUCGCGUCAAAGGUUCAAGGAUGGGGAUGCCAUGUUCUGAUUUGGUCGAUGCAAGCCAUCAUGCUAUAUCGAAUCUGUUGCCUGUACAAGCAUUCAAGAAAGCUCAUGGUCCAUUUAAUGCCGGCCCGGAUCACUCCUCAGGCCCUCAUUCCUCAGGUCCACCUCCAGGUCCACCUCCAGGUCCUCCUCCCUCAGGCGGCCCUCCUCCUGGUCCACCUCCUUCCUCACGCCCUCCUUCCUCAGGUCCACCUUUCCCAGGCGGCCCUUCACGUCAUCCCCCCUCAGGCGGCCCUCCAGGUCCUCCUCCCUCAGGCCUCUCUCCUUCUGGAGGUUUUCCUCCUUCUCACGGAGGAAUCCACAACUGCCUAUCAUCUUCUCCAAGCUGGUAUUUCAUAUCCUGGACGCCAAUAUUUGUGUUUGAGCUGGUAA